Anoplopoma fimbria (sablefish) is the source of this 1584-nucleotide messenger RNA. RefSeq names its product butyrophilin subfamily 3 member A2-like. The transcript has 13 exons. The record is from RefSeq and is a predicted model, not a curated record. Lineage: Eukaryota; Metazoa; Chordata; Actinopteri; Perciformes; Anoplopomatidae. Bases 1 to 1584 code for a protein of 527 amino acids.
AUGGCCGCCCUCCAGAAGGGUUCCGCCUUUCCGCCUUACCCAAACCCCUAUUCCUCGUGUCUCUCUCAGUUGAUUGGUCCGCCUCAGUCAAUAGUUGCUUUAGUUGGUGAUGACAUCAUUUUGCCAUGUCACAUGAAACCUGAGAUGGAUGUUACAGCAGAGCCGUUGGAGUGGAGGAGACCUGACCUAAACCCAGUAUUGGUCCAUGUGAUGCGUGCUGGUCGGAGCCUGGAGAAUGUUCAACACCCAUCCUACAAAGGAAGAACAUCACUGUCCACUGAUGAACUGAAGAGAGGAAACAUUUCACUGAGACUCUCCAACGUACAACUCUCUGACCAGGGAACAUACGAAUGUGACAUUCCACUAUGGAAAAUACAAUCAUCUGUUAAGCUUGUUGUUGAGGCUGUCUCUUCAGCGGUCAUAACUUUAGCAGGGAUGGACAGAGACAAAGGGGGAGUGGUGUUAGACUGUGAGUCCAGAGGCUGGUAUCCAGAGCCGGAGGUGUUGUGGCUGGACGCUGAGGGAAACCUCCUCUCUGCUGGACCUACAGAGACAGUCAGAGGUCCUGAUGACCUCUAUACUGUCAGCAGCAGAGUGACUGUGGAGAAGAGACACAGCAACAGCUUCACCUGUAGAGUCCAACAGAAGAACACCAACCAGACCAGAGAGACACACAUCACUGUUCCAGAUGAUUUCUUUAAACUCCAGUCCUGUUCAUCUCCCAUCAUUACUGGUCUGGCUGUUAGUUUGGCUGUUUGCUUUCUGUUACUUCUCAUUGUUGUGUGGAGAUGGAGACAAAACAUCAAGAACAUGAAAAGCCACUCAGAUGAAACUAUUAAAGGAGAAAAGAGUAACGGCUCUAAAACAACCAGAGCUGAAGAUCAGUUUGUCACCGAAGAGGAAACGAAGCCUUUGAAGGAUAAAGAGAAAACCAAAGAUAGGAGGGAGGAGGAGCAGAAGGUGGAUCUCUUGUUCUCUCACUUUAAUCUACAGUCUAUCAAUACAGAGGUAGUCAUUCCAAGACCAGAUCCACAUUUUUUUGGAAAGGAGGGAGGAGAGGAGGCUGAGAAGGAGGUUCAGACCCUGAAAGAGGAGCUGGAGACCAAGAAGAAUGAGGUUGAAACUAAACGAGCUGAGCUUCAGACGCUCCAUGAAGAGAAGCUGAGGAACGAGACCCAACUGCAGAAGCUGAAGGAAGAGCUGAAGAACAAACAGGACAGAACUCAAAACAGCCAAAGCAGAUUUUCUUUUUCGGGUCCUAGCCAACAACAACUACAGCAGCAGAAAGAAGUGGAGACACUGAAAAAGAAUCUGGAGAGCCAACAGGAGGAAUCAAACAUCCACAUCAAGAAGUCUGAAGACAUAGAAGGUGAAGUCCAGCAGCUCCAGGAUCAGAUUCAGAGGAUGGAGGCCGACCUGCAGAAGCUGAUGGAGUCCAACAAGAGAGAGUUGGAAAGAAGCAGAGAAGCUCCAGCAGAGUCUUCCACCUCGUUGUUCCAGGAUGAGCAGCAGAGGAGGCAGAAAGCUGAGGAAGAAGUUCAGAUCCUGAAGGAAAAAGCUGAAGGACAAGACGGACAUGGUUAA